AUGAGGAUAUUUGUUUAUUCUCGUCCCCGUUCUCUGAAAUACCCUUCUCCCCGCUUGCUUCUGGCUGAAACAAAAUCUUCUUCUUCUUCGAUUUGGCGAGAGUUGUUGCGAGGAGCUGUCCAUUACUGCUUUGGUUCCCGUUUUCAUUUCCUAGCCUGGGUUUCUUUGGUUCCCGAUUUCAUUUCCCUCGGUGGCUUCGUUUCUCAUUUCAUUUUCCGUAGAGAGCUUCAAGUAAUGUUCUUUGAACUAGGCCUAGUAAUAUCUCAGUUCAUCAAUGAACUCAUCAAAAAAUCUGUUCAACAAGCUCGGCCCGAAACAUGUGCUCUUUUAGAAAUAUGUGAUUCUCACAAUUGGCCUUCGAGCCACUCCCAAUACAUGUUCUUUUUCACCGUUUACUUCACUCUCUUGACUUGCAAAGGGAUUGGUGGGAUUUGCAAAGCCAUGGCGACCAAGAGUAGCUGA
Messenger RNA from Hibiscus syriacus, 462 nucleotides. RefSeq names its product lipid phosphate phosphatase gamma-like. The record is from RefSeq and is a predicted model, not a curated record. The transcript has 2 exons. The coding region runs from base 1 to 462 and encodes 153 amino acids. Gene Ontology annotation, biological process: protein N-linked glycosylation; lipid biosynthetic process. Gene Ontology annotation, molecular function: dolichyldiphosphatase activity. Gene Ontology annotation, cellular component: intracellular membrane-bounded organelle; endoplasmic reticulum membrane. Lineage: Eukaryota; Viridiplantae; Streptophyta; Magnoliopsida; Malvales; Malvaceae.